Messenger RNA from Pocillopora meandrina, 1449 nucleotides. NCBI's taxonomy places the organism in Eukaryota, Metazoa, Cnidaria, Anthozoa, Scleractinia, Pocilloporidae. The record is from the annotation of a GenBank genome assembly.
AUGGCUGAGUGGCAUAUUUAUGCAUCUGGUCCAAACAAAGUGCUCAGUUCCAAGAAGUACUGGAUCGACAAUGGCACUUCUGGAGGCCGAAACAAUGUCAAAACAGCAAUUAAACAAGCAACAGACUACACGAAUAAAUCUGAUUUGCUGACAUACCUCGGUGCGUGGAUGCCGCAAGAUAACGAAAAUGGUUCGAUAACAGAGUCGGAAGCCAUCAACUUCGCACGGUUCUUUGUUGCCGAGCUGGGCAAAGUCAACAUACCAUGGUCUUUGAACGCCUUGGAUAACUGCUACAGCACUAAAAACAAGACAUGGUUGACAGGGGACCAGGAGAUCCAAAAGAGAAAAUUGAAUAUGUCCAUGAUUUUGGACAAUAUUCGUGAACUAAUGCCACAAAUUCUGAGAACAUACUGUAGACGAAUCUAGAUUAGCAAUCGUCUGCACAUCAAACGCAACUCGGAUAAUUUCAGUCACUACAACACGACUGUAACUAAAAUAAGGUCAAAUACAUUGAAAACCAAAUUCAGAGGAAACUAAUACUGUAUCCUUCUGUUCUGUGGUCUCUAGUUUGGUUAGAUCCUGUAUGGCAAUCCUCGUCAAUUACAAAAUCGGCAUCAUCGAUCAUUUGGGUUGAGAAACCAUGACAGAGCAUAGACCUGCUCUGACUGUGGGGUGCUGAACCGGAUGGAUAAAGUACCCACUCGUUAUGAGAUUUUCGUUAUUUUUGUUUAGAUUCCUUUCGCAUUAAAUUGCAUAUGAAUAAGAAAGGGAUCAGUUUUCAUCCAAUGCUUCACUUGAGAUGGUCGAUUUUAGCUCCACUACUCAGUAUGCAAAAUAAACAGAAAAACUAUUACGUUUAUUUGGCAGUUUGGGCCGAGCCCCCGGCACCUUAUUACAUAUGAUUACACUACCGUACCAUACAGAGCCGGGAACUUUGACAACGUUGUAGCAUGUUACAACUUUAGAUCUUACAGUUCUAUGCGAGUGAAAAGAGUAACACUGUAAAAGAAAGAGUAGUGCUAAGCGACAGAAAUAGUUAUUGCCUCAACGAAGGCUAGAAAAAAACCUGCCGGAAAAAUCCUCUAGGAACCAUGGCUCACGCUCUGAAUUACCCAUUCCACGAAGGCCACACUGCUAAAACAGAAAUGAAAGCAUUUACUACUACGUACACUAUGGUCUAGAGUGGUCUCUCACGUGACAAACCUGUCUUACCUAACUCUCAUCAUAUCCCAUGAUGCACUGACCAGGCACGGUUUGUAGUAUUGGUUCAAUACAAACUGGCUCAAGCCGAAUGAGAAUUGGACUCACAAUGACCCUCUAAGGUACUCUAAGAAGAAAGUUACAGACGUCUGCGAGAAACGGUUUACUAACUUACGAGCUAGAUGCAGGGCAGAUUUGUACCAUACAACUACUCCGCCCUCAACUUUACAUGGUUUCUUGACAAACUGA